GCGUCCGUGUGUUUGUGUGUGUGUGUGUGUGUGUGUGUGUGUGUGCGUGUGUGUUGUGUCCCGUCCCAGCGGGGAGGGGCCGUGCGUGUGCGUGGACCCCUCCUUGGAAACCCUUGGCUCGGGUCUCCCCGCUCCAACCUCCCUCCCCGGCCCGAAUCCCAACCACCUGUGCACGGGAGAAACCCAACUCCUCCCGCUCGGCGCCCCCGGGGGGUGGGGGAGGCGGGGAGGCAGGGGCAGGGCCACGCCGCAGAAGGGGGACCACGCCGCCUCCUGCCUCCUCCUCCUCGUCUCCUCCUCCCCCUCCCCCGGCCUGACGCUGCCUCCUCGCGAAGGGUGUUUGGAGGGCAGCGGCCGCCCCAAGCCGGAGCCCCGCAGCGCUUCUUAUGAUCAGCUCGGUGUGUGUCUCCUCCUACCGCGGGCGCAAGUCGGGGAACAAGCCUCCGUCCAAAACAUGUCUGAAGGAGGAGAUGGCCAAGGGCGAGGCGUCGGAGAAGAUCAUCAUCAACGUGGGCGGCACGCGACAUGAGACCUACCGCAGCACCCUGCGCACCCUACCGGGGACCCGCCUCGCCUGGCUGGCCGAUCCCGACGGCGGGGGCCGGCCAGAGUCGGAUGGCGGCGGCGGCGGCGGCGGCGGCGGGGCGGGCAGCAGCGGCGGCGGGGGCUGCGAGUUCUUCUUCGACCGGCACCCGGGCGUCUUCGCCUACGUGCUCAACUACUACCGCACCGGCAAGCUGCACUGCCCCGCCGACGUGUGCGGACCCCUCUUCGAGGAGGAACUCACCUUCUGGGGCAUCGAUGAGACCGACGUGGAGCCCUGCUGCUGGAUGACCUACAGGCAGCACCGCGAUGCCGAGGAGGCGCUGGACAUCUUCGAGAGCCCGGACGGGGGCGGCGGCGGCGCCGGCGGUGGCACGGGCCCCGGCGACGAGGUCGGCGACGAUGAACGGGACAUGGCCCUGCAGCGCCUAGGCUCUCACGAGGGAGGAGCGGGCCCCGGGGCCGGGGCCGGGGCCGGGGGCUGCCGUGGAUGGCAGCCUCGAAUGUGGGCGCUCUUUGAGGAUCCCUACUCCUCCAGGGCGGCCAGGGUGGUGGCCUUCGCCUCUCUCUUCUUCAUCCUCGUCUCCAUCACCACCUUCUGCCUGGAGACCCACGAGGCCUUCAACAUUGACCGCAAUGUGACCGAGUUCCACCGUGUGGGGAACAUCACCAGCGUGCGCUUUCGACGUGAGGUGGAGACGGAGCCUAUCCUGACCUACAUUGAGGGCGUGUGUGUGCUGUGGUUCACCUUAGAGUUCCUGGUUCGCAUCGUGUGCUGCCCUGACACGCUGGACUUCAUCAAGAACCUGCUCAAUAUCAUCGACUUUGUGGCUAUCCUGCCCUUCUAUCUGGAGGUGGGGCUGAGCGGCCUGUCGUCCAAGGCAGCCCGGGACGUGCUGGGCUUCCUGCGUGUGGUGCGCUUUGUACGCAUCCUGCGCAUCUUCAAGCUCACGCGCCACUUCGUGGGACUGCGGGUUCUGGGCCACACCCUCCGCGCCAGCACCAACGAGUUCCUGCUGCUCAUCAUCUUCCUGGCCUUGGGCGUGCUCAUCUUCGCCACCAUGAUCUACUACGCCGAGCGCAUCGGGGCCAGGCCAUCUGACCCUCGGGGCAACGACCACACCGACUUCAAGAACAUCCCCAUCGGCUUCUGGUGGGCUGUGGUCACCAUGACCACUCUGGGCUAUGGGGACAUGUACCCUAAGACGUGGUCGGGCAUGCUGGUGGGGGCGCUGUGUGCACUGGCUGGCGUGCUCACCAUUGCCAUGCCGGUGCCUGUCAUUGUCAACAACUUCGGCAUGUACUACUCGCUGGCCAUGGCCAAGCAGAAGCUGCCCAAGAGGAGGAAGAAGCACGUGCCACGGCCGGUCCAACUCGAGUCACCCAUUUACUGCAAAUCAGAGGAGACCUCACCCCGGGACAGCACCUACAGCGAUACCAGCCCCCCUGCCCGGGAAGAGGGUACGGUUGAGAGGAAACGGGCAGACUCUAAGCAGAAUGGAGAUGCUAAUGCGGUGCUGUCGGAUGAGGAGGGAGCUGGUCUCACCCAGCCCCUAGCCUCCUCCCCCAACCCCGAGGAGCGCCGGACCCUGCGACGCUCCGGCACAAGAGACAGAAACAAGAAGGCAGCUGCCUGCUUCCUGCUCAGUGCCGGGGACUAUGCUUGCGCUGACGGCAGUGUGCGGAAAGGCUGUGAAAAGUCCCGGAGUCUAAACAACAUAGCUGGAGCGGCUGGAACCAGUCUGGGGCUGUCUCCACUGGCAUCGCGGUACAGCUCGCCUUACCCUCCGAGAAAGCUUCUGCUCUCACACCCAUUCCAUCCCCUCGCCAGCCCCCCGCCGGGCCACUCAGGACCUUAGCUACACCCUUGGCCCUCUUCGGCUCUGGGAAUUGGGACACACACCCUCGCAGGCACACGCUCUCCCAGCCCCUGUCCCUCCUGAGGCUGAGAGCAACAGGAGAAAACAGUGAGUCAGGACAGAGAAUUGGGGCACCCAAGUCUCCCUUGCACCAUGGCUUUUUCUCCCAAGUGUCCAGCCAUGGAGCCUGAGCUCAGGGAGGAAAUUGUUUCUAGAACCUCUAGCCUGUCAUCUGACCUCCCGAGCCAUAGGUGCCUGCAUCUCCAGGACCUGUGUGUCGGGCUGUGUCUCCAACUCAGGGUCCCACGGGGUAGUACGCAGCAUCCCUGGGACCAGUCAGCCUUGCUGGGGAGCCAUGCCUACAUUCAUAUUUUUAACCACAGCAAAUUUAUUUGCAUUCCUCGUGGCCUUUAACCAGUAACCAAAUAGCCUGUCUGUCUGUCCAUCCCACACCAAGAUCAGAAAGGGACAAACGUGGGGCAUCUCUGCUGGUGUAAAGGGCAGUUGACUCCUCAGAAGAGCAGUGCUCAUGGGCCGAGCUGCCUCGGGAGCAGGGACCUAGUCUUUCCUACCCUAGGCCUCAUACAGAGAUGCUAGAGUCGAAGCCCCAGACUUGGUGCAAGCCCUGGGCAGUGAGCCUAGGUGCAAGGUGGCCCUCCUCUCCAGGGGCCUCUGGCGCCCAGAUUCGGCGAGUGGCACCCAGCGGCCCACCUAGCAUCCCAUCUGCGCCCUGCACAGAGGCACCUCUCUCCCUCCACGCUGCUUCCUCUGCUUCCGCGACAGCGCGCUCCCUCUCCCGCAGCUCCCUCAGAUUCCCAGCCCUGCCUCUGAGUCACCUGCCACUCCCACCCAGCCUCUGCUCCGUAUUCCUGCCAGAACCGGAGACUCAUCUAAUUUCUAUAAUUAAGUGUGUUCAUUUACCUAACGAGCCCGAGAGCACAACAGGUUUGUGAGUCAUUGGGUGAGCAGGGGUACACCUUGCGCAGGGACAGCUGAGGGGAAGUAAGGAGACAGGAGUGGUCCUUUUGCACCUGCUCCUGCCACACCCAGGGAGGCCCACCCCUGCCGCUGACCCCACCCAUCUCCAAACAGGCCCCCUCCUCAGCCCAUAAGCAAGGGCUGAAGGCCGCAGCCAAGGCAUUUUCCUAUUUUACCUGAUAAGAAUUAGACCUGACAGCAGAGCCAUGCUCCUGGCAAUUUUUAGAGUCAGAUUAUGCAACUUUGUAGAGUGAAUGACUCAGGAUGGUCCAUAUCUGCUCCCUGCAGGGUGGCAAAGAUAGGCCUGGCAAGAUAGCUCUAGGUACCUGGUAGGAAGCUUGAAAGUCUGGGAGUCAACCCCAAAGGUGGCCCAGGCAGAAAGGUCAGAUUGUUUCCUGAGGCUAGGGGGUGGCGGCCAAGCCUGUGGCAGCAGUGCCCAUCAGCACAGUGAGCAAAGCCCCUGGACGUCCCUCUGGGCCAGUCUUGGGACCCGCCAGCCCUGCUGUGCUCCGUGGUGCCUGCCAACCACUUGCCGUCAACAUGAAAUGACUGUGAGAGUUGAGAGGAAGGUGACAGGAUGCGGGAGCCAUGGGGAAGAAGGAGACACUAGGCACCCUCUGUCCUCAGCUGAGUCCAAGGCCAGCUUCCUCAUCCAGCCCCACUGGGCAGGGCUUCUGUCGUAGAGGGACCAAGGUCUGACAGGGACAUGACGAGCCAGGUGUCCAGUUUCGCAUGGGUACCACAGCUAUUUUCUCUGCUGUUCUGGUUUGGGGAGCUGAGACGGCUAUUUCUGUGGCAGCCCUCAAGUUGUCAAGAGCCCAGGUUUCCACGGCACCCACCGCCUCCUCCCCUCUUCCUCCUACAGGGAUGGGCAUGCUCACAGCACCCCUGUGGGGGGCACAGAUGUCCCUGGGAGAGACCGUGCAGCAAUGCCAGGCUGGAGCCCCUAAUACCUUGGUGUGAUGGGGGGGAGGGGGAGGAUGAACUCCCACACGUCCCCCACCUGCCAGCUUAGUAGAGGAGAAACAGGGCCCAGUCAGAGGGAGUUUAAAGUGGGGGGGGGUCGUUAUUUGCAACUAACUACCUCUCGGGACUCUGGGCCUUCACUGGACCCUGGGAAAGAAUAAAUCCUGCAUUUCCAAAGGCUUCACAUACACUGGUCUCUGCCCUGAGAGGCGGCUGCCUCUCUUGGAGACUCCUCUUCAGAAGAGGGUCUUCCGCCCAGAGUCUGAGGGGGCUCUUUGCUUUCUUCAAACUGGACUUGGACUUGCACGGGUUGUGUUGGCUCUGAGAAAGAAACCUGUCCCUGCGGCUGGGGGAGGGGCCCUUUCCUAAGGAGCAGGCCAGCAUCCUAGGCAAGAACUCCUAGUGUCUCCUUCAGGUCCAUACUGGACCUUCUGAGUACCCGAGAAGUGGCUUCAGAGCUCAGGCUUCUGAAACAAGUGGCUAUGAGGUGCCACCAGCACAGGAGACUGCUUGACCUCCAGAUAGGCCGGCAGGAGCCGAGGGGGAGACUGAGCACUCCCCAAGGGUCUGACUAGGGCUCUCCUGACCAGAGUCGUCCUCUGAAGCCCCUGCUCUCCCGCAGUGGGUUAUGUAGAGAAGAUUCCAGAAUCAAGAGUCCAACCCUCAGAGGUCCCCAUGGACAGAGUGCUCGUAGAAGCUGCUGAGAAGCCACUAAAAGUCAUUCUGUCCCUUGUGUGCCUUGGCAUCUAGUGGCCUUCCCCUAGUGAGAGGAGACCAAUGGCUAGAUAUUACUGCAGGCACACAGGCAGGUGACUUUUAGGAAUUUAGGUCAAGGCUGUAGCUCUCUCUCCUUGUCCUCAGAAAUGGGGUUCGGGAGAGCUUUAAGCUUUUGUGGUUUCCUCAGGGAUACUACUUAGAGGCCUAGGACUCUAGUGAGUGAUGUCUAAGGAGUUGUUGAGGCCCACAACCUUAAGGAGAUGGGGACAGUGCCACCCUGAGAUGAGAAUACACUUUUCUCAGGGGAUGGCGAGGCACUUUAAGAGUAUCAGGGGAAAACUGUGAGAACUGGAUGACAGAUCCAAUCCCCAGCCUGCCUGGACCACAAACCUACUAGCUCCAGUUGACCGGGAGGGACCGAAACUCCCAACACACUGCUGGCUCUCUCCCUAGCUGUCCUUCCAGUUGCUGCCACUGGAAAGUAGGAGAAAGGAAGGCCCAGGCCUCAGGCAUCCCGGGCUGAGGGUGCGGUGCCAUUACAUAAGGACUCUCCAAGGGCUUGGGUUUCUCAGCUGCUGUGUGCCAGUCUUCUCUCCAGAGGCUGUGUGCCCCUCCAUCUGCCAAGACUCUUCCUGCCACAUGUUACCACACUGCUUCACCAGCUCCUUGGGAGCGUGGAAUAGUCCGUGGUGGUGAGGGCAGAUGGAGCUGUCUGGGGGAGAACUCAAGUUGAGGAAGAAACAGCUAGGGUGGUGGCCUGCGAGCCACAAGCCGUGUCAGGAGUUUGCCUUCCUGCUAGGCGGUGGGGUUCACGGUGGCUCCUCACCCGACUCUGUCAGGGCUCUGAAGACCUGAGAGGAUGACAGCUCCGAGAUAUGGUUACCUGAGCUGAGGCCAGCAUCACCUGGGUCCCCUUAGCCCAGAGGUGGGUUGGCAGAGGGGAGAUGAAGAGCUUACCCCAUUCCCUGACCCAUCCCGCCCCCACUCUGCCUCGCCUCUUAGCUCUGGGUUCCCCACGCCUUCUAGCUCUGCUCUGGAUCUGCUCCGUAGCCCACAGCCUGUGGGUCAGCAGCUGGCUGCCUCUCU
Messenger RNA from Jaculus jaculus (lesser Egyptian jerboa), 6149 nucleotides. It is a transcript of the gene Kcnc4, whose product is annotated as potassium voltage-gated channel subfamily C member 4. Gene Ontology annotation, cellular component: neuronal cell body membrane; dendrite membrane; voltage-gated potassium channel complex. Lineage: Eukaryota; Metazoa; Chordata; Mammalia; Rodentia; Dipodidae. Gene Ontology annotation, biological process: potassium ion transmembrane transport; protein homooligomerization. The coding region runs from base 387 to 2402 and encodes 671 amino acids. The record is from RefSeq and is a predicted model, not a curated record. Gene Ontology annotation, molecular function: delayed rectifier potassium channel activity; protein binding. The transcript is spliced from 4 exons.